This is a messenger RNA of Haliotis rubra (blacklip abalone), 4901 nucleotides long. RefSeq names its product zinc finger and BTB domain-containing protein 47-like. Gene Ontology annotation, cellular component: nucleus. The record is from RefSeq and is a predicted model, not a curated record. Gene Ontology annotation, molecular function: DNA-binding transcription factor activity, RNA polymerase II-specific; RNA polymerase II transcription regulatory region sequence-specific DNA binding. The transcript has 3 exons. Gene Ontology annotation, biological process: regulation of transcription by RNA polymerase II. The coding region runs from base 147 to 1100 and encodes 317 amino acids. NCBI's taxonomy places the organism in Eukaryota, Metazoa, Mollusca, Gastropoda, Lepetellida, Haliotidae.
UCAUCAUUCAAAAUCAAGCUGCAGACAAGACACUUGUGGCAGAUAGAAAAAUCCACUCAACUUUCCCAUUUGAAGCCUUGCACUUUCAAAAGGUUCCUUUACAUUGCAAUCUUUACUCUUUCAUGGCUGAAUAACCUUGAUUUACAAUGUCGGAUCAUACCACCUGUUUGAUCUUUACAUGUGAACAUUGUCAUCAAAAUUUUAAAUAUAAACGGAACUUAGUUCGUCAUCAAAAGUACUGUGCUAGAGAAGGUGCAUUGUAUGCCUGUCAAUAUUGUCAAAAACAAUUUAACAGAAGAGACAGCUUGAAAAGACACAGCAAAAUAUGUAAGCAAAAAGUUGUGUAUUGUCGUCAAUGUCCACAUUGCUUUCUGUAUUUUAGCAAUGAAAUUGACUAUCAGAUGCAUCCAUGUGCAACAAACAGAGCUUCAACAUCAAAUAAUGCUUCUACUCAUACUUGUCAAACAUGCAAUCAAUCCUUUCAGACAUCCAAAGCUUUGAGGUUACACAAAAAUGAAACUAACCAUGGUAUGUUAGGGAGAGGGAAAGGUAAAGCUAGUAGGCAAAAAACAAAAUCAGCCACUGUGACUGUACCACAUCAUUCACCUCCAGUGUUGUCACCAACCACUUCUCACCCAUCUCCUCAUACUUGUCAAACAUGCAAUCAAUCCUUUCGUACAUCCAAAGCUUUGAGGUUGCACAAAAAUGAAACUAGUCACGAUAUGGUGGGGAGAGGGAAAGGCAAAGCUAGGCAAAAAACAAAAUCAACCACUGUGUCUGUACAGCAAGAUUCGCCUGCAGGGUCACCUCCAACCACGUCUCAUCCAUCUGCAAAUGACUCAUCAGAUGCUUCAAAACCAUGUUCUUAUCAAGCCUUAAAUGGUGAUGUAAGAGAAUAUGACAUUCAAGAGGGAACUGCUACUGAUGCAUUGGAAUUUCUAGUCAGAGAACAGAAUAGUGUUAUUUCAAUGCUUGAAUUAGAAAUAAAAGAAAAAAGUCAAUUAAAUGGUCACUAUGUUUACAUAUCAAGAUGGAGAAACCAGGUGAAGGUGGUAAUGCAAAUUAUCAUGAAGCCUAUUUUAGAAGCGAGAUGCAGAUAGCUACUGAAGGAAGUGAUUUGAUUGAUCAAUACUUGGAAGCAAUGAAUAAAAUGUUGCAAACUUUAGAUGAUUAUGAAGGCGUUCAUUCUGGUUUAAAUGUCAAUGCCAUUGUCAUGAUGAAACUCACUGUGGUGAAAUUUAAACCAUUUAAAGGUGGUAGUUACAUGCCUUUGCCUUCAAGUUUAGCAAAACACCAGUAUUGUAUCACAAAUGUCAAAAAUGAAAACAAUAAUUUAUGUUUUGUUUUGUCUAUUCUUGCCAAAUUGUAUCCAGUGACCCAACACAAAGAACGAGAGACACAUUACCUCCCCUAUCUAAAUACACUCAAUUUGGAAGGCUUUACUUUUCCUAUGUCAUUGAAACAAAUUCCACGUUUUGAACAAGUGAACCAUUUGUGCAUCAAUGUUUUUGGCUUUGAAGACAAUACCUUAUAUCCAAUGUAUAUUUCUGAUAAGUCGCAUGUAGAUGAAAACAGACAAAUCGAUCUUCUAUUUUUGUCAGAGGAAAGUGAACCGGAUGAUUUUGAAGGGAUAUUAGGGUUAGAAUCUCAGGAGGAAGCCAUGGAUAUAGACAUUGAGCUAAAUACACACUUCUGUCUCAUCAGUAAUCUUAAUGGAUUAAUCAGAAGCAGAUGUAACCAAAACAAAUCCUUUGUUUGUAGGAAGUGUUUAUGGUCUUACUCAUCUGAAGAAAGGUUAGAGGCUCACAAAGGGUAUUGUUAUAAGAAGGCACAAAGAGUUGUUUUACCUGAACCGGAAGAAGCAUUGUAUGAGUUUGGUUUAAGAUCACAAAGCAAAACCGAUCGAGCUAAAUUCAUCAUAUUUGCUGAUUUUGAAAGUUUAUUAAUUCCAGAACAAGGUCAUUCUCCUCGUUUGAAUCGUCAUGUGCCUUGUGGGUAUGCUUACAAGGUGGUAUGUACUGAUGAGCAAUAUACCAAACCUGUUCAGACUUUUGUUGGUGAAAAUGCAGCUGAACACUUCAUUGAAAAUAUUUUAAAAGAAUAUGAUGAGAUUAUGAAUUUAUUUGAUUCAGUCAAACCUAUGCAGCUUACCAAUGACAAUAAAAUACUCAUUAACAAUACUACUCAUUGUGGUUUAUGUGGAGAACUUCUUGGAAAAGAUAGAGUGCUGGAUCAUGACCAUUUGUCAGGUGAAUUCCGCCAAGUCCUGCAUAACAAAUGCAAUCUUAACUUUCAACUAAGAAAAAAGGUGAUUGUGAUGUUUCAUAAUUUGGAACAUUAUGAUGCUCAUCUGUUGUUAGAAGUGGCACAAAAGUUUGGUGAUCGAGAGAUUACAGUCAUACCUCAUACCACUGAACAAUUUCUGUCCUUUACUAUAGACAAUAAGUUAGUUUUUUUGGAUUCAUACAAAUUUUUACAAAGUUCUUUGGAUGCAUUGACAAAAAAUCAAAUGAAAAAAGGUGUAGAUUCUUUUAAAUAUUUGAAAGAAGAAUUUCCUCACCAUGUAGAGGUCUUAACACGAAAACUUCCAUUUCCCUAUGAACAUAUGAGUUCAUGGGAAACUUUAGAUGAGACCUCUUUACCACCUCAGGAAUCAUUCUACAGUUCAUUGUCAGAAGAGGGUGUUAGUGAUAAUGAUUAUUCCUUUGCUCAUGAAUUGUGGGAAACAUUUGAAUGUCAAUCUAUGACAGAUUUUAUGACAUUGUAUGUCACAGUAGAUGUGUUGUUGUUAACAGAUAUUGUUGAAACCUUUAGAACAGGCUGUUUAGCUGACUAUGGGUUAGACAUUUGUCACUAUUACUCCAUGCCAGGUUUCUGUCUGGAUGCUGCUAUGAAAAUCACUGGCGCAAAACUGGAUCUGUUCACCAACGUAGACACUUACAAUUUCAUUGAAAAUGCUAUUCGUGGUGGGGUGUCAGUCAUUGGUAAAAAAUAUGCGGAAAGCAACAAUGAACACAUGGUUGAUUUUGAUCCGGACAAAGAUACUUCAUAUUUGAAUUAUUUUGAUGUAAAUUCGCUUUACGCCACUGUGAUGUUAAAACCACUUCCUAUUGGUAAUUAUCAGUUCAUUGAACCUGAAGAAUAUAAUCAAAUUGACUGGAACAGUGUAGAUACAGAAGGUGACACAGGCUAUAUCUUGGAAGUGGAUUUGUUGUACCCCAAUCACUUGCACAAAGCUCAUGCUGCUUUCCCCAUGGCUCCAACUCACGAUGAUAUUCCAUUCCACGAAUUAUCUCCUAAACACAAAGAGUUAUUAGCCCAUUUCUUAAAACGUCCCGUUCAUAAACUUCCAAAGAAAUCCUCUGGCAGAAAGCUUUUUUGUACCUUGAAAAAUCGUUUACACUAUGUGGUUCAUUUCAAAACAUUACAAUUGUAUUUAAGACAUGGUUUGGUUUUAAGCCAAAUACACAGAGUGUUGAAAUUUCGUCAAGGACCAUGGUUAAAAUCUUAUGUUGAACUCAACCUGAGAAAUCGAAAAAAUGCAAAAGAUGAUUGUGACAAAGACCGUUACAAAUUGAUGAACAAUUGUGUUUUUGGUCGUUUUUGCAUGAAUAAACGCAAGCACAAAAAGGUUCACUUGGUGACACAAAGACCAAAACUUCAAAAACUUACUGCUAAAAGCAACUUCAAACAUGUCAAAAUUUAUUCAGAAGAGGUGGUGGCAGUUGAACUGGAAAAUACAAGUGUACAUUUAGAUCAACCCAUCACUGUUGGUUUUACCAUUUUAGAUUUAGCCAAAUAUGAAAUCUAUGACUUCUACUACAAUGUGAUGCAAAAGCAAUAUGGACAUGAGCAUUUAGAUUUGCUCAUGACAGACACUGACAGUCUUUUUAUGCAAGUUCAUGCCCCUCCACAUGAACCACUUCUUGAUCCCUAUGUGUUCAUGAAAGAAAAUUUGCAUUUAUUUGACACCUCCAAUUAUGCACCUACAGACCCUAAGGAAUUAUAUUCUGACCAAAACAGAAAAGUCACUGGCAAAAUGAAAGAUGAAGCAUCUGGAAACAUUAUUUUGGAAUUUUGCGGCUUAAAAGCAAAAAUGUAUUCAUAUUUGAUGAAAACAGACAAAGAGGUCAUUGAGAAAAAAACCGCCAAAGGCAUAAAAAAAUUAGUUAUCAAGAAAUUUCUUAGACAUAGGAUGUUUAAAGAGUGUCUAUUUCACAAUGAAGCUGUCUCCUGUUCUUAUUUUCUGAUUCGAUCCUGCAAUAAUACUCUGUUCACUCAAAAAGAACAAAAGAUGGCUUUGACUAGUUGUGACAAUAAACGUUAUCUGCUAGAAGAUGGUGUUCACAGUGUUCCUUAUGGUUAUUCACCCAUAGAGUGAGUCAAGGAAAAAUAAAAGAAAGAAAAUAAAGUCUCUAGCAAGGACAGGAUGAAUGAAGCAGCCUACAUGUGCACAAGGUGUCAUCACUUCCUGUCAGUGGAUGCAAAUGGGGAAGAUGAUCAAGGACUCUUUACAUGUGUCUAUUGCAAUACCAAACUGAAAUACACCUAUCACAGGUUUAUGACGCAUACAGACACUUGUGCUGUGAGGAGGAAGGCGAUACAGAAGAAGCAGAAAAAGAAGCCACGUAUGUGCACUUGUCAUACACCACAAUGACUGAAGGAGUUAUUCAUCCUCUGUGUGUAUAUGCGCACUAUGAUGUGCUAAUUGCUCUAUGAGCAACUGUGCAAAGACAACAACAAUAAAAUGAGCAACGGUGCAAAAACAACAACAAUAAAAUGUAAUUUAAGUCUUUAUUGAAAAAAGCAUGAAAACUACAGAGCGUCUAAUGCUCUUAUUUUUGUUGUGCCGGGCACACCUUUCGCUGGUUUUCUUUUCAUGUAUAAAAUAUUUGAAUGUC